Pogona vitticeps (central bearded dragon) is the source of this 3502-nucleotide messenger RNA. RefSeq names its product zinc finger protein 341 (gene ZNF341). The record is from RefSeq and is a predicted model, not a curated record. Lineage: Eukaryota; Metazoa; Chordata; Lepidosauria; Squamata; Agamidae. Gene Ontology annotation, biological process: regulation of transcription by RNA polymerase II. Gene Ontology annotation, molecular function: RNA polymerase II cis-regulatory region sequence-specific DNA binding; catalytic activity; DNA-binding transcription repressor activity, RNA polymerase II-specific. Gene Ontology annotation, cellular component: nucleus; nucleoplasm.
AGCGGCCGUUUCCCAUAGAGAGGCUCUUCCCUCAGCCGGCCUCCCCGCCCCAACCUCGCCGCCUCGCGCUCCCCCUGGCGGCCCAGCCGGAGCCUUCUCUUCCUCUUCCCACACUGCCCGCUUAGGUGGCUGCAUCGCGGCUGUGCCUGGGCUCCAAGAUGGCGCAGGCGAUCUUCGAGGCGCUGGAAGGAAUGGACAAUCAGACAGUGCUGGCUGUUCAGUCAUUGUUAGAUGGUCAAGGAGGAGUAACAGAUCCAUCGGCACAAAAUGUGAAUACAUCCACCACCAUCCAGUCCAUGGAUGAUGAGGAUGUGUUCCUUUGUGGAAAGUGUAAGAAACAGUUCAACUCAUUAUCGGCAUUCAUGACGCACAAGCGAGAGCAAUGUCAAGGAAAUACCCCCUCCUUGGCUACUGUUUCCCUGGCUACUAACAGCGUGUACACACCAUCCAUUACGUCAGUGCAGCAAGCUCAGACCACCAAUCGCCAGAUCUCAACAUAUAUUACUGUCCCGCCAUCUCCUUUGAUCCAGACUCUAGUGCAGGGAAAUAUCUUAGUGAGUGAUGAGGUCUUGAUGUCAGCUAUGUCUGCUUUUACAACUUUGGAUCAACCUAUGCCCACAGUGCAACCCUCUGUUCAGAGCAGCCUGAAUAUGCAUGCUGGAGCUGGAUAUCUCUCUCAGCCUCCACCUCCACCACCUCCACCUCCACCGCAGCCACCACCUCCUCCACCUCCUCCUCUGGGAGCACCAGGUCAGGCCAGCUCUGGUAAUGGUGGAGUAGUGGAAGUGUAUAGUACACCAACUUCCAUGGCUGGGAAUGGUACAGUAGAGAUACAGAAUCUUGGAAUGCAACCCUACCCACCAAUGGAGGUGCCCUCCCAAUGUGUGGAAAGCCCAGUGUAUCCUACUCCUCCAGUAUAUAGUCCAGGCAAACAAGGUUUUAAGUCUAAAAGCCCCCACACUCCCGCUUCCUUGAACAAUACCUGUGCAGGAAGUGUGACCAAUUUUGAUUCAACAUGCAAGAACCGUCGUUCUAAAACAGAUAGCACCCUGCUAGAAGGGAAACCUAAGUCACCAAAACUGAAAUGUACCUAUUGUGAUAAGGCCUUUACCAAGAAUUUUGACCUUCAGCAGCAUAUCAGGAGUCACACAGGGGAGAAGCCAUUCCAGUGUAUCGUUUGUGGCCGGGCCUUUGCUCAAAAGUCCAAUGUGAAGAAGCACAUGCAGACACAUAAGGUGUGGCCACCAGGAAUUGGGUGUACCAUAUCUCGGAGCUCUGUCACCGUGCAAGUUAUGGCACUGAACCCCAACCAACAAGAGGAGGAAAAUGCAGGCUUAAACCCAGCUCCCAGAAGCAGUCCUCCACAGCCUCAAAUUAUCCCUCCUGUGCAAGACCAUGAAGCCAGCAAGAUGGAAGCCAAGCAAGUGGUCUUGAUAGACAAUUCUUACCAGUGCCAGUUCUGCCCCAACAAAUUCAACACAUAUUUCCAGCUGAAAUCACACAUGACUCAGCACAAACAUGAGCAGGUUUACAAGUGUGUUGUGAAAAGCUGUGCACAGACAUUCCAGAAGCUGGACUCCUUCCUAGAGCACAUCAAGAACCACCAGGAGGAGUUGAGCUACCGUUGCCAUCUCUGCAGCAAAGACUUCCCCUCCCUCUAUGAACUCGGUGUCCACCAGUAUUCCCACAGCUUGCUUCCUCAACACAGUCCCAAGAAGGACAUGGCUGUUUACAAAUGUGUUAAAUGUGUAAAUAAAUAUUCCACACCAGAAGCCCUGGAACAUCACUUACAGACAGCAACACACAACUUUCCUUGCCCUCAUUGUCAGAAGGUGUUCCCCUGUGAGAGGUACUUACGACGACACCUCCCUACACAUGGGGGUGGAGGGAAGUUCAGGUGCCAGAUCUGCAAGAAAUUCUUCCGCCGAGAACACUACCUCAAACUACAUGCUCACAUCCAUUCAGGGGAAAAGCCUUUCAAGUGCUCAGUGUGCGACUCAGCUUUCAACAGAAAAGAUAAACUCAAACGCCAUAUGCUGAUCCAUGAGCCUUUCAAGAAAUAUAAAUGCCCCUUCUCAAACCAUACAGGUUGCAACAAGGAAUUCAACAGGCCAGACAAGUUGAAAGCUCAUAUUCUGUCCCAUUCAGGGAUGAAGAUCCAUAAGUGCCAAUACUGUAGCAAGGCAUUUAGCCGGCGAGCUCAUAUGGUGGAACAUCAGCGUGCCCACACUGGCAACUACAGAUACCGCUGCCCUACUUGCAGUAAAGGCUUUACACGUCAGAAGUACAUGAAGGACCACAAGUGUAGGCUGAGCUCUCCCAAGGACAAAGAGCUGCCUGUCAGAAAAUCCCAGAAGAAGUGGGGGACUCGUGGGCGGAAAGUGGGACUUCCUCUUUCAGCUCAGUUGGCCUUGACAGAACUGAAAGAAAGUGCAACUGGACAGAACCCUCAAAAAAGUGGUCCCAAUAAAGAACAGUUUCCUGAGUCUGACACAGUCCUGUCCAUUGUGGUUGGCAGAUCAGCAGCAAUGCCCACUUCAGAUUCAGACCACGGCAACUCUGGCCAGUGUAGUGGGAUCCCAUCAAACCUUGCUCUGGCUGAGGUACAGUCCGGCUCAGAGAGCUCAUGUGCUAUGCUGGCAGUCCCUGUUUACAUUCAGGCUACUGACUGACUCACCAAUACUGUGAUUUGUGUCUGCUUAAUGGGGAUGGGGAAGAGUUCCUUCACCUGUUUGAUGAGGAUGGCCUUCAGAAGGGGAUUGGAAAUGAAUAAGAAGGAGGUUGGUGUAAAAAAAUGUGGGCUUCAAGGAUGCAGAGACCAGAACUAUAUUGGGGAGAGAACUUCCCUUCUCCAAGGGAAAGAACUUGAACGAAUAAUCAGUGGCACAGAAGGUAUGGUUGUACACUGCUCCUUAAGAAAUGAUCAGUGGUUAACAAGUUUUGUGAGGUACCCUGAAUCAACAAAGAACUGCAAUCCAGAUCUAUUGCAAUAAUGCUCAGAUUUCUUCAAGAAUUGAGUUGUUGCUUUGAUCUAUUACAGUGUAUGCUAUUUGUACUUGUAUUCUAAUCCCUGCAUUGUCCUGUAUCAGGACAGUUGGCCUUUCCAUCUGCAGGCAAUCCCAAACCUUGAAAAGCUACUUUUUUUCACUGUAAAUCCCAGAAUCCCCUAACCUGCAUGGCCACAGGUCCCCCAUUUCUGGAAUUUUUCUGACUGGCAGCUUUUUGUCCUUGGAUGGGCACAGCUUAUGGUGUUGGCAUGCUGUGUGAUUCUGGGAGUUCUAGUGCAAAAGAGUAACUUUUCCAAGCUCUGAGUAGUUGUCCUUCCUCCUGGGAGUGAAUUUAUUAGGUGAUCUUUUGGAAACUUUAUUCAAAAAUAUUCCCAUUGAUACAUCCUAUGACACUCCCUUUCUGAUGUUAAUAGGAAACCUAUUAAAUAGGUUAAUUGAAAAGCAUUUAUGUACAAGUACAGUUGACCAGAAUAAAUCUCAUUUUUUGCCCUGAA